Annulohypoxylon maeteangense is the source of this 1636-nucleotide messenger RNA. RefSeq lists its product as uncharacterized. NCBI's taxonomy places the organism in Eukaryota, Fungi, Ascomycota, Sordariomycetes, Xylariales, Hypoxylaceae. The transcript has a single exon. The coding region runs from base 432 to 953 and encodes 173 amino acids. The record is from RefSeq and is a predicted model, not a curated record.
GGUCGAAUUAGAGUUCUUACGUGUAUAUGUCAGUGGCCAAUAUCACCUCAUUGGAUAAAAGCCAUACCAAGCAGAGUCCCCUGUCAUCGCCAUCAGCGGAUAAAUCUAGACUCUGAACAUGGAUAAAUCUGCGUCCCAACAUUGUCUGUUCAACGGAACCGGUAGUCAGAUAUUUAAUAUCGAUCAGUGGAGACAUGCCGGUAUCGCCCAACAAAUAACAUGUGAACGUCGCUCUUUCAUGAUGUCGUGAUGAGGCCACCCUGGCCUGCCGUCGCGGUUGCAGCCUGAUAGCGCGGCAGCAAGGGACGAUGCCUGAACUUGCCCCUUCUCAACGGCAAGAGAUGAAUAUCAAGAGAAUCGCAGAGCUAGAAGAGACACGCAACCAAUAGAACAUCUACACCUUCCUAGAUGAACAUCUGACGAAAAAGACGAUGAAACGCUUAAUAUCCCAGAAAAUCCUCCUUCUCCUCACCCUCCCCAGCCCAAUCCAAGCCCUGCUUCUCCUCUCCCGCAGCAACACCGACUUAGCAGACGCGUCCUCAACACAAUCCGCACCCGGAAACGUAGAAUGCGCCACAGCCUCCCUAGCAAGCACAUUCAACCUCAGCUUCGUCAGCUACGGGAACUACACCGCGCUCCCCGGGCAAGGCGACGACGACGGGGGGUUAGUGCCGCAGCAACUGAUCUCGAUGUCGUUCGCGGUGGCGAACGCCGCGAACGGGAUCUACACGAUAUGCGCGUUCCCGCUAGGCCAUCUCUCCAAAUCCGGGAAUGACUCCGAUGCGCCGGCGCGGUGGGUCGAGGACGCGUCGUGGCAAGCGUGCGCGGACCGCAAGGACAAUGAUGGCAAGCAUCGGUUUACGAUCGCGACGGGGGCGGCGUUUGCGCUGGGGGAGGGGGGGCUGAGGGUUAAUCAGACUUGGUUCUGUCAUGAUGAUGCGGGACGUUUGUGAGUUUCUGCUUUCGCUUAUACCUAUCCCAAUCCCUAUCCCUACCUACUUAUACAUAAUAUUCCAUGACCCUUGGAAGAAAGGAAAUCACAUCUGCAUAUGUAUGUGUACCUCCCGACCUAGGGAGAAAUACAUGGAAAGGAGAUUCCCGUAGUAAUGGUGAUGGAGGAGAUGUGAUGCUGAGUGAUGAACACCCCCCUUUCCAUUGUAGACCCCUAACGUGGUCUAGGGUUGCGUAUACGGGAGUCGCGAAUGGGACUCUGGAUAUGGCUUGCGCCGAUGGUGGUGAGAUAGGCGGAUAUCAUGUUGAGAAUUGUACGUCGGUUGACGUGUCGCUUCCGAUAACGUUGUUGUGAGAUUCUACGACGUUGGUCUAGCUUGAGAGAUAUCUGAGAAAUUCAGGGGUUUUAUUUUGUCUUGGGGGUUACCUAUUUGCACUAAUUGAAGGACAGCGAUUUGGAUGGAUAUGGGAAAUGGCUUUGGCUUCUUUAUACUGAGGUCUGUAAGUUGAGUAGCUUAAUAGUUUUUCUAGUAUGUAGCUAUAAGAUUAAUGAGCUGUAUUUUGAUUGUGAGAUUCGAAUUGCUCUACGACUUAGGGAAUCUCAUGAAGUAUGUAGUGUAUGUGCUUUAAGGAUCUGACUAGUUGCCAUUAUAUUAUUCUUUUAAGGCAUUUGUGAAGAGAUGCU